Messenger RNA from Cuscuta campestris, 2630 nucleotides. Lineage: Eukaryota; Viridiplantae; Streptophyta; Magnoliopsida; Solanales; Convolvulaceae. The record is from the annotation of a GenBank genome assembly.
AACCCUUUUAAUUUCUCCAUUUUCUUUGUUUCCACUCGCCCUUUCAAUUUUAAGAAUUUUUUUUAAUUUUUCAUUAUGAUUUCUUAACCAAUGUUUAAUGUGUUCUAUGAAUUUUAGUUUUCUUAUUGAUUAAAUCAAUUUUGAGUUUAGAUGUAUUCAUAGAGCAAUUCUGACUAGGGCUUCUGUUAAGGACUCAAGGUCGCCCUGAUCGAAGACACUAUUGUUGCUCUUCUGAUUCAGAUACAGAUAAAUUGGAGAAGCUAAUAUAGGUUAAGAUCUUCCAUUUUGUGUUAGCUACAUACAAAGGUUUCUACUGCUUGACGCAAGUCCAUUUUCUUUAAAAAACAUUGGGUUUGUUUGUUCAAUACACAGAUUUAAUUUUAGAAGUGUGUGUGUGUGUGUGUUGUGAAGCGAGCAUUAAAGUACAAAACAAGAAGAAUGUUGACCUCCAGCACUUAACACUAGACUGAGCCAUAGAUCGAAUCGAGAGAAAGCAAAGAAUCAGAAUCUAGAUCGAAUUAGAAGCACUGGGCAAAAUAGAAUGCCAAAGAACUUCCUAUAGUGAGAAGAAGGGAGCACCAUCUAGAGAAGCAGAAGUUGAUCUUAUUGAGGCAUUAGACAGAAACAACUUAUUACAUGAUCUCAAUUCCUUAAAGGACAAUGAAUCUCCUAGUGAUACCAUUUGAUCUUAAUGAUGCCACUAUUUUUAUACUCUUUGAUCUUGAUGAUGUAGCCUUCAAAACCUCUCCCAUUGUACCACAAAAUAUUGAUUCCUCUAAGUGUAGUAAGGAGUCCAUGGAACUGCAAAAUAGUCUUUAGAAACAAAGCAAAAGCAUCGACACAAUCUAAGAUUUGAAUUGGGUAUUGAGGAAGAGCACUCGGGGAAAGUGAUGAAAAUUACAAUGAGGGUGUGCUAUGGUUGUUUUAAAACUUAAGUUCUAAAAAGGAACAAAUAAUAGAAUAAGAGAUCUUCAUUGAAGGUCCUGGGAGUGUACUACAGAACCAAAUGAAUAAAGCGAGGCGCAAAACAAAAAGCUAAGAAAUGAGCACAAGAUGUGAGUGGAAUUAAAACAUACAAUGUCUUGGCUCAUGUACAUUAUAAUCUUAUGUACUACUCUGUAUAACACAUAUAACAUGUAAAAUAGCAUCUUGCCUUUUAGAUAUAAUGCUGAGGAAACUAUUGGUGUACGUCUUGUUGGUGCUACUGCCGUAAUACUCCAAAUAGCACUUUGAAGCCUUGCAUUAUCCAACAUGUCUUAUUCUCCACUAUAUAUGGUGUAUAUCAUUUAUUGCUUGCUUCAUUGAUGUGAAUGACAAAGUUGCAGCAUCAGCUAUGGAUGCAAUUAGGAAUUCAGCUUGGUUUUCAUACUAUCUUUCCAGGAACUAGCCGGGAGACAUACACAACUUAGGGACUUGGCUACUGAUUUUAAAACAAAGAAAAAGGACCUUUAGGUGCAUUGUCCAUCCAAGGCCACAAUAGCUGAUCAUAUAGGUUCCACAUAGUCUAUUGGGGAGGUGUUCAUUAUGGCGAUGCAGCAAUUGUUGCAGGGUACCGACGGAUUAGUGGCUAUAUGAGCAUCUGGAUGUUUUAUGUUUAUAGGGUUGUCUUUCGAAUGAGAGUAGUGCCUAGAACUUUUCCAACUAUGCUAGGUUGGACUUCCCAGAAGCUUAAGGAAAGAGAAGGAUUGGAGCGGGAAUCAGGUUGUUUUGGCCGUGGUAGCGUGGACCCACAAAUCAAUAAAGAGUUGUUUUCAAAUGAUAUCAUGUCUCUUGAAGAUCCUUUUGGGAAAACAUCACCAUCACAGAACGACGUUUUAGAGGAGGCACGGACUGCUGCAAAAGAGUUGGUGCAAAAAAUAUCAAAGUGGGACACCGUCUGUAGAGGCUUGAAUAGUGAGUUCCCAAAUUCAAAUGCCGUCAAGAGAAUGCAACAAACAGCUGCAGAAGUGACUGUUGUUGUUGGUAAAAGUCCAAGAAUAACAGGUACUCCGAUUUUGGAAACAAAUGCGAAAAUGCAAUUCGAAGUAGUCCACGAGAGCCCAUCUUUCUUGGCUGAAAUAUCUCAACUUGAAAUGGAAUUUUUCUCGGUGAAGCACAACCUUGAGAGCAACAGCAAAGACUUGUCUCUGCCAUCAUUUAGAUUAGGGCUUACACCAGAGGAAAAAGAAAUUCAAAAUGAGCAGAUUCAACAUGAAGAGAUUCAGCAUGAGGAGAUUCAAACAAAGAAUGGAGAUGGCGCAACCCAAACAUGCAAUCUCACUGCAUUGGCAGAUGAUGUACAGAGUCAUCCCCAAAUUGAACCUUUCCGAGAGAGUGUAGUUCAAGGGAAACAAGAAGAAACUUAUCUUUUUCAGCCAACCCCACCAUUUACUCACUUUACUAGUCAAGAAAUUGCAUCCGGUCCUAGCCCUGUUCAAAGUCCUGUAUUCAUUAAAAGACGAUUUCAACCCCAAAGGAAGAAAGAAUUUCACGCGCCUUAUGUUCUCCUUUUUGGAUAAGAAACAUGCAAGCACUCUCACGGUUGAGCCGUGCCGAGAAGGUUCUCACGGACUACGUAUUCAACAAAUCUCUUGAACUUUGGGAAGUUUUGUACAAAUACAUGUUUUGUGAAAUGAAGCGAAGCGAUUUAA